Messenger RNA from Musa acuminata AAA Group (dessert banana), 1887 nucleotides. Its product is annotated as protein EARLY FLOWERING 5-like. Gene Ontology annotation, cellular component: spliceosomal complex. Bases 128 to 1750 code for a protein of 540 amino acids. Lineage: Eukaryota; Viridiplantae; Streptophyta; Magnoliopsida; Zingiberales; Musaceae. The transcript has 9 exons. The record is from RefSeq and is a predicted model, not a curated record. Gene Ontology annotation, biological process: RNA processing.
AAGUUGAACCAGAAGCGGAAAGCGAUCGUUGCAAGAAGAAGAAGAAGCAGAAGAGCAGAAGAAGAGGAAGUAGAGGGUUUCUUUCUCUUCUGGUUUCGGAAGCAGGAGCAGCGGAGGGGAGGACAAAAUGAAGACGACCAAGGGAGGGAAGGUGAUGAACCCCACCGACGCCUACCGGAAAGAGCUCCGCAAGAAGGAGCUCAAACGGAACAAAAAAGAAAGGAAGAAGGUCCGUGAGGUUGGUAUAUUGAAGAAGGACCCUGAAGCCAUUCGGGAGCAAAUUGAGAAGUUGGAGAGGAUGAAAGCAGAUGGUGCUCUUGACAAGGCAAGGAAGCAUAAGAAGAGACAGCUUGAGGAUACCUUGAAUCUAGUGUUGAAGAAAAGAAAGGAGUAUGAAGAGAAAAUGCGGGAUAAGGGUGAGACACCAGUAAUGUUCAGUCACUUGGGCCCCCCUCGAAGAAGAGCAACUGCAGAGGAAGAGGAAAGGGAUAGACAUCCAAAGCCUGAGGACUCUGUUUACUAUCAUCCUACAUUGAACCCAACAGGGGCACCACCUCCUGGAAAACCUCCAAUGUAUAAAUCAUCUAUAGGACCUAGGGUCUCAUUGCUUGCUUCUUCAAGUGCUGCAGCAUCAUCUUCAAAAUCAGAAACAGAAGAAGCUUUAUCUGUACCGCCACCACCACAACUUCCACCACCUUUGCCAGGUGCUGAUGGAAAGACUUCUGAUGAUGAUUCUAUAUUGCAACCAUCUAUGCCUUUACCUCCCCCUCCACCAGCUCCACCAAAGCCUAUUGCCAAUUUGAGUUCGUCAUUGCCCCCUCUGCCACCUCCAGGACCCCAACCUAAAGAAUCAGUUGCAAUUCCUACUUUGCUGCCUACACCUCCACCACCACCUCCACCUCCACCUCAGCGGCCUUUGCAACUACCUCCGCCCGUCGCAGCUGGAAAGGAAGCUGAUAAAACUGCAGAUUCAGAUGGGCCAAUUAUAAAAGAUUCUGAUAAGGUGACAGCUGGACUUCCUCUACCUCCACCACCCCCAGGAUUACCAACAAAAUCAGCACAAUCCGAUAACGCAUCAUCUGAAUCUGCCCCCAGCAGUGCUCCAAUUUCAAAUUACAAGUCACAGAUGGCUCUGCUGGUGCCACCACCUCCAAGAGAGCCACCACCUAUGGCUCAUAGAGUUUCUUUAAUAAAUCCUUUGCCACCUGACAUGAUGCCUCCUGCCAUUGCACACUUCCCUCCCCCUGAUUUAAGGCCACUGCUGGUAGCUCCUGGUAUUUCUGGGAGGCCUCCACCUCCACCUCCCCCAGGAAUUGUUCCAGCAUUAAUUCCCAGGCCAAUGUUUGCAGCACCUCCAGGGCCACCACCAUUUCUAAGGCCUCCAUUUCAGUUAGGUUACCCAAUCCCUCAAGAGGAUGAUCUUGAUGCCUUGAGGCCCUCUGCACCCCAGAAGCCAUCAUAUGUUAAAUCAGCAGCAUCAACUGUUGUCAAGAGACCAUUAGCACAGCAUAAUCCAGAACUAACAGCCAUGGUGCCUGCAUCGGUGCGUGUGAGGAGAGAGACUGCUGCUCCCAAAGCAAAACCAAAGUCACAUCCCCCUGCUAUGGCCUCGGUUUCCAAGCCUUCCGUUGUAACAUCUGCUGUGAAACCAGAGACGGCAACUACAUCAGGCCCCAAGUCGCAGAGUAUCGACGACUCGUAUAUGGCCUUCCUGGAGGACAUGAAAGUCCUCGGUGCUCUUGAUAGCUAGGCUUAGCAGUUAGUGAUACAAAAGGUGUUUCUGCUGACCAACUCAUUGACAAAGGGACCAUACUCUGGUGCCACCCAUUCAAUUGUAAACCAAUGGAGUGCCUGCUUUGAUUAUAAUUCUAUGGUGGAAUUCUCCUU